Messenger RNA from Olea europaea var. sylvestris, 1107 nucleotides. Its product is annotated as annexin-like protein RJ4. Gene Ontology annotation, cellular component: cytoplasm. The coding region runs from base 1 to 924 and encodes 307 amino acids. The record is from RefSeq and is a predicted model, not a curated record. Gene Ontology annotation, molecular function: calcium ion binding; calcium-dependent phospholipid binding. NCBI's taxonomy places the organism in Eukaryota, Viridiplantae, Streptophyta, Magnoliopsida, Lamiales, Oleaceae. The transcript is spliced from 5 exons.
AUGAGGCAUGUCUAUAGAGGGAGGCAUGUGCUGGGAGAGGAAUCUGCAACCCUUGAAAUUGUAUCUUCUGGAGGAAGGUCUAUAUGGUGGCUAGAUACUCAGCAUUUUGCCCUACCAUUUUGCCUAAUGGUUGUGGCUAUAUUGCUCAUUUAUCUUAUAAUACGGGGAGCAAAUCCACCAGUCCUCAUUACACAGAAAGCUGUAUACCGAUGGACACUGGAUCCACACGAUCGGGAUGCUGUCUUGUUGAAUGUUGCUAUCAAUCAAUUACCAAUCCCUGAUUAUCGAGUAAUUAUUGAAAUUUCGUGUAUUCGGUCACAUGAAGAGCUUUUAGCUAUCAAACGUGCCUACCAAAUUCGCUGCAAGCAUUCCGUGGAAGAAGACUUGGCUCAACAUACUACUGGUGAUAUUCGCCAGCUUCUGGUCGGGCUAGUAAGCGUAUAUAGGUAUGAUGGCAAGGAGAUUAGUGCGAGGCUAGCAAGCUCUGAGGCAGAAAUACUUCAUCGUGUUAUCUCAGAAAAGGUAUAUAAUCAUGAAGAAACUAUUCGAAUCAUAACUACAAGGAGUAAGGCUCAAGUCCUAGCAACUUUGAAUCAGUUCAAAGAUGAUUAUGGCACAAAAAUUACUAGGCAUUUGAAGGAUGAUUCGAGUCACGAAUACUUAUCUGUAUUGCUCACUGCCAUCCGAUGCAUUUGUGACCAUCACAAGUACUAUGAAAAGGUAGUUCGUUGUGCACUUAACAAGCCUGGGACUGAUGAGGACUCGCUCACUCGGGUUAUUAUCACGAGUGCUGAGAAAGACUUAAAGGAAAUAAAGGAGCUUUUCCAGAAGAGAAACAGUAUGCCUCUUGAGCAUGCAGUGGGAAAGGAGACUUCGGGCGACUACAAGGCCUUCCUCUUGACUUUGCUCGGAAAGGAAGAUUAAUUUGGUUGUUAAUACUACUAGCAGGACAUAAUAAAUUUAGCAUCACAGACUGAUUCCAAUUGAAGCUUUAUGCUUCAUUAGAAAGUCUUUAAUAAAAUCCUGCUAUGAGUUUGUCGAGAUGCUUGUGGUGUUUGAGGAGACUACUAAAGCCUCUAUAAAAUAAUAGCAAUGGGUUUGAAAAAA